CCAGUCGUUAGACAUCCUCUGUCGUGGUUGCAUUACCGUUAGGAAGUUCCCUGUUGGAUAGACAGCGUUCUUUCUGAUUUUACAUUUCCCUCGUUGCGGAUGUGCUUAAUCUGAAGUAACAGGAGAAAAUUGAGCGACCAAUAACCAUGGAGAACGCGAAGGAGGAGACGAUAAACAUGCAGCUGAUCGGUUCCGAGAGUCCGUACAAAGUUAAUAAUGAAAUCGCCGGAAGUGGUAUAAAUGCAUCGGAAGUGCCAACAUCACCAACCGCAAACGUAGAAGACUACGACCCCCAUAAACAUCGAAACAGGCCAAAUCCAACUUCAAAUGCGGAAACGCUGAUACAUUUACUGAAAGGAAGUCUUGGAACAGGGAUUUUAGCGAUGCCGAACGCAUUCUGCAACAGUGGACUUGUUACCGGUGUGAUAGCCACAGUGAUCAUUGGAGUGUUAUGCACUUAUUGUUUGCACGUACUAGUGAAAGCUCAGUACAGACUGUGUAAACGGUUAAGAGUUCCUAUAUUGAGUUAUCCGUUGAGUAUGAAGUACGCUCUCGAGGAAGGUCCUGUGUGUGUCAAAUGGUUCGCACCUUAUGCACCAGGACUCGUAGACGGGUUCAUGAUAGCGUAUCAAUUGGGAAUAUGCUGCGUUUAUAUCGUAUUUGUAGCGUCGAAUAUCAAGCAGGUGGCAGACCAGUACUGGGAACCUUUGGAUGUUAAAACCCACAUGCUCAUUUUAUUGCUACCGCUGAUUUUGAUCAAUUACGUUAGGAAUCUGAAGUUACUGGCGCCGUUCUCCACCCUUGCGAACAUAAUCACGUUCGUUGGAUUGGCUAUGAUCCUGGUUUACAUGUUUAAAGAUUUGCCGCCGGUUAGUGAGAGAGAGAUGUUCGGUACACUGAGAAAUUUCUCGCUUUAUUUCGGCACGACGUUGUUCGCUUUGGAGGCUGUCGGGGUGAUCAUCGCGCUGGAGAACAAUAUGAAGACCCCGCAGUAUUUCGGUGGAUACUGCGGUGUCCUGAACAUAGGAAUGACGGUGAUCGUGGCCCUGUAUAUUCUUAUGGGGUUCUUCGGUUACAUAAAGUACGGGGACAAGGCUGGCGGCAGUGUUACUUUCAAUUUACCCGCGGAUGAAGUAAUGGCACAGAGCAUCAAGAUCAUGUUCGCUAUCGCAAUUUUUAUCACUCAUGCUCUUCAAGGAUACGUUCCUGUUGAUAUCAUUUGGAACACUUACUUGGAUCAGAAAGUACAGAAACGAAAAUUAUUUUGGGAAUACGUAUGCCGGACAGUUAUCACUUUAGCGACGUUCACGUUGGCCAUAGCUGUACCCAGGUUGGGUCUCUUCAUCUCCCUCUUCGGGGCUCUCUGUCUCUCCGCCCUUGGCAUCGCUUUCCCAGCAAUCAUCGAGAUCUGCGUCCUCUGGCCAGACAGAGAAUUCGGCCCGUGCAUGAUUAUGUUCUUGAAGAACAUUUGUCUGAUCGUAUUUGGUCUCCUGGGUCUUGUGAUAGGCACCUACGUCAGCAUUGUCGACAUCGUCAACUCCUUCAAGUGAAACUUGUGUAAGAUCAGGCAGGAACAAUUGAAGGAAAGCAGACGAAGAGAGAGAGGCGAGUAAGAGGUGGAGGGAAAUGUUAUGUAGCUUCUCGUCUCAGUUUAGCUUAAACACCGGUGAUUUACAGGGAAAGCUCCUGAAAUGAUACCCUCCUAUUCCCAGAAGUCAAAUUCCAGAAGAAACUUUCAAAUUUAUUUUGAAUUAAUAAAGAUCCGAAUUCGUUGUUUCACGCUUAAUAUUGCUACUAAUACAAUGAUCAAAUUGUUAGAUUUAAAAUGUAAAAUCUGAGGAUACCACCUCGGGAGCUUUUCUUGUUAGGUAGACAGUACAACGCAGGGUGCAGAGGGUCUUUUAGAAAAUUGCGAGCAGACCAGCACACCUUAAACAAAGUUUUUAGAUGUUUAACUACGACCAGGAGUCGUGUGGUGUUGGGCAAAAUAAGCAUGAAACGGAUGUCGGAUGAUUGAAAGAAUCACUGGUGGAAAUCAAGUAAUUUGUAUUUUGCAUGUGCUUAUUGGUGGUGGUGGUGUAAUAUUAAGUUGUUCAGAAAAUCUUCAUCAUCGAUCUUCAUCAUAGAACUUUCUCAAAAAUAAGAGCCAAGAUUUUCUGGACAAUCUAAUACAGUUGUUUGACAAAUUUUCAUGUAUAUUCGUAUGAUGGGAUUAAGUAUGUUAAAAUAAUGCAUUUCUUUGCAAAGUUAUUCGAAUAAGCAAAGGAGAAUAAUUGAUUAACAGGUUUUAAUUUUAAUAAGAUUUUUGAACCUUAAGGUUGACUAUCUAUACGGGUGCAACGUAGGUUUCUCUUGCUUAAGGGAAAAAAGUAGAGAAAGGCACCCUAGGAAAUCCUAGGGAGAGCCUAAGUUGCACACGACCGUACAUCGUCCAGUAUAGUGGCCUUUUGUACAUAAGAACUGUUUUAUUACUGCUUAUUUCUUCAAUGAUUCUUAAACAUGACUUACAAUUCAACAAUCUGCAUAAAAAACAUAAGAUUUCUAUGAAACUAUAUAAUAAACAUAAGGCUAAAGAAAUAUUUCCCUUUUGAAUUAGGGAUUCGAAACAUCAAAUUAGACUGCAUAUUACGCUACUUAAAGGUGUUAAUUAGAAUGAUAUAUAAAGACGAUGCCUAUACCAAUUUCUAAUUGCUCGUUAGUCGCACUGCCAAAGAGUAAUUCGGCAGAGAAAUCUUCUCUGACUGCCUCUUUUUAUCUGAAAGUAUUUUAAGCGAAUAGAGCUAAAUAGACAAUUUAUAAAAAUAACAUUAGAUAACUCUUAAAAGGUGAAAUUGAAAUUUUCCUAUUCGAAAGGGAAAAUUAACACGAUAGAUAGAUAGUUUCAGCAAUUAACACUCUAACAGUUAGUGUCACGAAUUAGUGAUUUAAGUUUCGACAAAUAUUUUGCUAUUCGAUUUCCAUCAACGUGACUGACUUUCGUCUGAUCAUCAACCUGAAAUUAAACACCGCGUAACUUUAUUUUUUUUUUUAUAAAUAAUGCCCAGCACUAAACAGUAUACAAAGAAACUUGUGAUCGAAGACUUUGUACAGGAAUAAAAAGUUGCAUUUCUAUCAAAUUGUUGAUCAUCGUUGAACGAGUGAGGGAGAUCUCUCCAUUCGGUUGGCUAAGUGUUGAUAAAGGGUGAAAGAGUUGAAUGAUUCCAACAAUAAGAGAUAAAAAAGCGUAGUCCAUCGUUAUGCCUUAUUUUUUAUUCGACAAGCUCGAGUACAACGAUUCGCAGCUGCGAACCAAGUAGAACAGGUCGAAGUUGAAAGUUGACACCGUGAAAAUAAAAUAAAUAAAUGUAAAUCGCUACUUCUGUACCGUCACUGCCGGCAACUCGAUCACGAUGAUAAAUAUCGUACGAAUCGUCGAUCGAUUCGAUCCGAUGAAAAGGAUUUUUCCUCUUUUCUUUUAUCUAUUUUCUUUUUCCAAUUAUUCAACAGUGCUGUGACGAUCGCACAAUUAUUUAGGAUGUUUAUUCGUUUCUAUUUUAUUCCUCAUUGUUGGAUAAUCCAAGGAAAAAUUGAAUUAUCGAUAAACGAUCGUCAGGUUUUGUAGAUUUCUAAAGGUUUUCGUUAUAGAUCUGCAUUUUCUGUGUACAUUUUAAAGUUGGAAAUUUUUUGUUCUCUUUUUGGUCAGUGUAUUUCUGAUAAUAAUAAACCCUCUAUUCUUACCUGGA
Osmia bicornis bicornis is the source of this 3722-nucleotide messenger RNA. Its product is annotated as proton-coupled amino acid transporter-like protein CG1139. The coding region runs from base 147 to 1550 and encodes 467 amino acids. Gene Ontology annotation, biological process: amino acid transmembrane transport. The transcript has 9 exons. Gene Ontology annotation, cellular component: vacuolar membrane. The record is from RefSeq and is a predicted model, not a curated record. NCBI's taxonomy places the organism in Eukaryota, Metazoa, Arthropoda, Insecta, Hymenoptera, Megachilidae. Gene Ontology annotation, molecular function: amino acid transmembrane transporter activity.